GAAAAUGCGGCUGCCAGGCGCGAGCCAACAAAGGAUCUGGAGAAGGAGCGUUGGCGUGCGUGGCACAUCAGAUUGGAUGAACCGGGCAAUUCUUUUGAUCGCGUCUGCGGCUUGAACUCGUCGCCAUCCAUCUCGAUUAUCUCCCCGGGCUGUUCGUUAGGUACUGGUACACUCUAGCAUCAAUCCAAAGCGGCCGUGGCAGAGCCCGCUAGUUCGUCUUCUCUCCAAACAACACCAACUCGCGUCUCGCCACCGACCCGCGUCUCGGCUGGUUAUCCCUUGAGUCCACCCUGGCCUGGUUGAGGCACUAACCCCCUGAUCCGCUCCCGCUUGUCUUGGGCGGGAGAAGCCACGGGCUCAUCAAGAAGGGGCGGGGUUUGGAGAUCCACUCCUGCUUGGGCAGCCGACAAAUGCAACAGCACCAGUACUGAUAGCUGCGACGCCGCCGCCAAGUUCCGAAGGCCAAUUUCGACCUUGGGGCCUACUCACUCCUCUUGGCCCUCUCUACCGCAAACGCUCCCGCCUUUCUCUCUCGACCGACCUUUGAUGAUACAAAGAAGGACACUCGCCCGGACCUGGUAGUCCGCCUGCAGUCUCCAAGCUCCACUGGGCAAUUGGUGCAUCGUGUCCCUCCACAUCCGCGCGUCUCGCACGCACCCGCCUGUUCUGCCACCGCUGGCACGUCGACGAGCCGAAGUCCAGAUGGCCUCGUACGCGCUGCCGACCGCCAUUCCGCACUCGCACCAUGGGGCAGGCCAUAUGCACACCCAUUCGCAUUCGCCGCCGACUUUCGGCCAUCUGACCCAGCAGGCUACACGCCGCGCAGACCGGUCGAGCUUGUCUGGCAACACCCACAGCCAUAGCCAUGAUACCGAGCACUCCCACUCCCACGACCAUUCACACGAUCACGACCACGAUCACUCUCACGACCACGACCAUUCGCAUAGCCACAGCCAUGGCCCCGACAGCAGCAGCCACUCGCACCUGUACUCAUACUCGCUCGACUCCAGCCGCUACAGCGACCUUAACUCGUCGGGCCACCAAGCCAAUUCGGGCCAUCUGAGACCGAAAGUCCCCGCGGCGCUCGAUGGCCACAAUUGGAAGUCGGCCAUGACGCCUGGUGGAAAGCACGUCGUUACGCCGAGCCAGUCGUCGUUUGACAUCCCAUACGAUGCCCCCGCGCAGCAUCGAGACCAUGAGCCCCCCGCCGACCGGUCAUGGGUCACAAAUUUUCUGCUGCCGCGGAUGGCGCGGUGGCCGUUGAUCCAUGCUGUCCUGGUAGAGAAGGACUCGAGGAGGAUAUUCUACUUUAUGAGUAUCAACUUCUCUUUCAUGAUGGUUCAGGCCUUCUACGGCUACGCAACCGACUCUCUGGGUCUUCUUAGCGACAGUAUACACAUGCUUUUCGACUGCGUAGCCCUUGCGGUCGGACUUUUCGCUUCCGUGGCCAGCAAGUGGGCGCCCAACGAGAUGUUUCCUUACGGGUUUGGAAAGAUCGAGACGCUGAGUGGGUUUGCAAAUGGCGUAUUCUUAAUACUUAUUAGCGUCGAGAUCAUGGUGGAGGCUUUCGAGAGGAUUUUGGAGGGGCGUGAGACGAAGCGCUUGACGGAACUUUUCAUCGUCAGCACGGCAGGGCUGCUCGUCAACCUCAUUGGGUUGAUGGCUUUCGGACACCAUCAUCACCACGGGGACGACCACUCCCACGGGCAUUCACACAGCCAUUCUCAUAGCCACUCGCACGACCAUGGACACGACCAUGGACACGACCACGACCACGGGCACGAUCAUGGGCAUGACAAGUCGCACUCGCACUCGCACGGCGAUGCCCACGACAACGAGAACAUGAUGGGCAUCUACCUGCACGUGCUUGCGGAUACGCUGGGUAGCGCCGCCGUCAUCGUUUCGACGGUGUUGACGCACUUUUGGAACUGGGCGGGCUGGGACCCGCUGGCUUCGUUCCUGAUCGCCGUGCUGAUUCUGGGCUCGGCGAUGCCGCUGGUACGGUCUUCGGCGAGGCGACUGCUGCUGACGGUGCCGGAUCGGGUUGAGUACGCGCUUAGGGACACGCUUUCGGGAAUAACGGGUCUCCGGGGCGUGGCAAACUACUCGGUGCCAAAAUUCUGGCUCGACGACCGCAGCGGAAGCGAUGGGCCGACGGUCGGGCCUGGAGGCGACCGAUUGUUGGGUGUGAUGCACGUCGUGGCGGUCAGGGGCGCAGACAUGGGAGACGUGCGAGACCGCGUUAGGACGUAUCUCGCGGCUAAAGGUAUCGACAUUACGGUACAGGUUGAGCGCGAGGGCGAGUCGAGCUGCUGGUGUGGCGUCGGCAGGCACCCGCUUGCGAUGGGUCACAGGGCGAGCGCCAGCGUGAUUUAGGUCGGACGAGAUGGAUCGAUGCUGAGGUCAACGAAGCUUGGCCGGCUCCGACUCGAGAAGUUCGAGACAUUCACCGAAUGCGGCUGGAUCGUGUGUCGCGGUGAUGCCGUGCAGGUGGGUGGAUCGGGUUUGCAUGUGAUUGUGAUGUCCAUGCUCCCGUAAAUCUCAUGAUAGGUGGCUAGCUUCGCCUUGGAGUUUGGGGGAAAGAUGGCGUUUAUUGGACAGGACGAACGUCGGUUUCUUUUGUAAUUCUGUCAUGGCACACGGCUCGCAUUUUCCUGUAAUGUUCUUCUCCAUGUAUCACCAGGUAAGAAGGAUGGGUGAGUGUCUUUUUCGAGACGCGACAAGUAUCAUAGAGGCAUAGCUACACUACAUAUAUAAACCGGAGAUACCCAAGAACACGCAUGCAUUUCAGUGGGCG
This is a messenger RNA of Gaeumannomyces tritici R3-111a-1, 2797 nucleotides long. RefSeq names its product cation efflux protein/zinc transporter. The record is from RefSeq and is a predicted model, not a curated record. Lineage: Eukaryota; Fungi; Ascomycota; Sordariomycetes; Magnaporthales; Magnaporthaceae. Gene Ontology annotation, biological process: zinc ion transport; transmembrane transport; intracellular zinc ion homeostasis. The transcript has 3 exons. Gene Ontology annotation, molecular function: zinc ion transmembrane transporter activity. Gene Ontology annotation, cellular component: Golgi apparatus; membrane. Bases 703 to 2376 code for a protein of 557 amino acids.